Molecule: messenger RNA, 8307 nt
Organism: Myxocyprinus asiaticus (Chinese sucker)
Lineage: Eukaryota; Metazoa; Chordata; Actinopteri; Cypriniformes; Catostomidae
Product: protein Atg16l2-like
Exons: 18
Coding region: 212-1990 (592 amino acids)
Biological process (GO): negative stranded viral RNA replication; autophagosome assembly
Cellular component (GO): autophagosome membrane
Molecular function (GO): protein binding
Source: RefSeq, a predicted model, not a curated record
GGCAUCAGCAGGCGUGUCUUUCCAUGUGUUUACAGCCACUGUAGUGACGCGUCGCGUCUCAGCACGCACAGCUGCGCGACAACUCACUUUCUGCCGGUUUCCUGAGCACUUCAUGAGAAUGGAAAACAAACGUAACACUUCCAGUUGACGGCUGGACAUCUAUGAAAUAUGUCUAAAAAAGUGGAUUAUUGUUAUUGCGUUAUUACUUUAUAUGAUCAUGGCCGCGUCGGAGUGCGCAAGAAACUCUGAAGUGAAACAGAGCGAAACAUGGAAGCGUCACAUUAUCAGACAGCUGAAAUCUCGCAACAUGUCACAGACGAGUGUCUUCCAGGAUAUUAUAGAGUCAUAUCACAGUCUGCUUGAGAAGUCUAAGCAAAGAGCCCUCAUUACCAAAGGUAUUCUGGGAUCAGGAACAAGGUCUUCAGGGGUGCCCCCCACUGAGGAUUCUUUGACCUCUCUGAAGACAACAACUGGCGAGCUUGCAUAUCAAGUGGUGGAACUGCAGCAGAGAAUCCAGUUAAAGGAAGCUGCACUUGAUGAACAACAUACCAAGCUGUAUGAGGUUCAGAAGUGCCUAAGUGUUGUGGCAUCAGAGCACAGUGUUCUUCAGGAACGCGUGGCGGAGGUGCAGGAAGGGAACCGGCUGCUGAAACAGAAAUAUGACACGCUGCUGGAGGAGCACCAGCGCAUGGAAAAGACAUACCGGCAGGAGAAACUCCACAGCUCCGAGAUCUUGGAGCGCAUGAUCCUACCCAAACAACAGGCUGCUGUCCGCAUGAACCAUCGGAAUGAGAGGAGAGUGAGAGCCAGAGAGGCCAGUCUUCAUAAAGAACUUCAGAUAGCUGCCAGUAAGGACGUGAUUAUUGAUGAAGAGUCUGGAAAUGUGUCAACUCCCAAUCCAUCUUCACCAAAAUGUGAAACUUCAGAGAGGCUCGAGAGAUGCCAUGGACCACUUUUCAGGUCUGCUUCAGCUACAUCCCCCCGUAUCAUCAGCUCCCUCAGAGGUCUUUUUGAGAGGAAGAUUAGAGGAAAAUCAGUUUGCAGUUCAGAGGAAGAUCUCUAUAUACCAUUGGGGGUUUGUCUGGCUGCAAGGGUCCCAAUGAAGGCCAUUUUCGCAAUGGAUGCUCAUGAGCUUGGCAUCAACGCUGUGAGGUUCAGUACCAGGUCAAACCUGCUGGCCACAGGGGGAACUGAUAGAGUCAUCAAACUGUGGGAGAUUGAAUCAGGAACUCUUCAGAACAGAGGGACAUUAGAUGGAAGUAAUGAGGGCAUCACAAGCAUCGAGUUCGACCCUACGGGCACUCGGAUUUUAGCUGCGUCAUAUGACAAGUCAGCUCUAUUUUGGAGGCUAGAGGACAGCGUUCCCAAGGUUACAUUGACUGGCCAUUCUCGUAAAGUGACAGCAGCCAGGUUUAAGUACAGUCAGAGACAGGUGGUCACGGGCAGUGCAGACCGGACUGUAAAGAUAUGGGACCUUCAACGAGCAGCAUGCAUACAAACCAUUGAGGUUUUGUCUUACUGCAGUGAUGUGGUGUGCUCUGAGUACCUAAUCAUCAGUGGCCAUUAUGACAGAAAAAUACGUUUUUUUGACAGCAGGUCAGCGACGUGCACACAAGAAGUGCCUCUUCAGGGCAGGGUGACAUCAUUGGACCUCUGCCCCAACCACAGGCAGCUGCUCAGCUGCUCCAGGGAUGACGUCCUGCAGCUGGUGGACCUGAGAAAGAGCAACGAUAGGGUGGCCUUCAGGGCAGAGGGCUUCAAAUGUGGAAGUGACAGCACCAAGGCCAUCUUCAGUCCGGAUGGGAGUUAUCUGGCUGCUGGCUCUGCAGACGGUGCCUUGUACAUAUGGAGUGUGAACAAAGGAAACCUGGAAAAACGGCUUCCUGACAUGCACAGUUCUCCAAUAUGUGCAGUGGCUUGGUCAUUGUCGGGCGAAUAUGUUGCAAGUGUGGACAAGAGCCGUCGAGCUGUGCUCUGGAGUGACAUCUGAGACCGAAGACGAACAACAGAAUUUAUCAACUGAAAUCACUCCUGGAUAUUCACUCAGGGAUGUCAUCAAAACAGUCUCAUUGGGUGGGAAAUCUCACACUCUGCACUCCCUCAUCAACAAGACUAUUACAGUGUGUGACAGUCUGUUGCUAAGAAGCCUCGUUGUUCGUAAGCACAAACAGAUGUGCUAAUGUUACAGAGGUCUGGCAACAGUGGCGUGGAGCUCUGGGAUUUGUUAUGAAACCUUGUUACAGAUGCAUUUCUGACGCAGAUGGUGGCGAAACAUUUGUAAGCCUUCAUCUCACUUGACUUUUUGUACUGUAGUUGUUAGCAGCUUUGGAAUUUGACCUCUCUUUGAACUGUUUUAUCAACGACUCUUUUUAAACUCUUUUUCUAUCAAAAGAAAACAUGAACAAAAUGAAGCCAACCAUUUUUAAGACCAAUACAGCACAUUUCUGAAUACGUGGAAACUCAACCCUGCCACAUAUCAGUCCUAUUUUUAGAAUACAAAACCCGAAAUGUAAUUUUGAAUGCCUGCUACAAGAACGACCAUUGUAUAUUGUAACAUACUGACAUUGAGAUUCUUAAAUGCAAUACUAUAUAUAGAUUAUGUGGGAAUUUAUAUAUAAUUAUAUUGUAUAUAAUUGAGAGGAAUAGUUCUCCCAAAAAUGAAAAUUCUCUCACCAUUUAUUCACCCCCAUGUUUUUCGAAACAUUCUUACUUUCUUCUGUGGUGCACAAAAGAAGUUAUUUAUAAUAGAAUGUCCAAGCUGCUCUUUUCCAUACAAUGAAAGUGAAUGGUGGCAAGCAAGAUAUUCAGUAAAGACUUGGGGCAUUUUCAGACCUGUAGACCAUUUGCUUUGUUCCGAAACAGGGACUAACUUGUUACAAUGUUGCAUUUUCUUCUUGGUUCGGUUCGCUUUCACAAGGCAACAUUUCAAAACGGACCAAAACUAUGUCAAUAAAAGUCACAUGUGAGCAAACUGUCCCCUUAUUGGUCACUAUGUUUGUUCGCUGUUCCAGGAUUAAGCUCAUCCAUUGAUAUCCCGGUUAAAAUAAUAUUCCUGUAAAAAAAUGCGUCAACCAUUACAAAUUUUAGAGAAUUUUCGAGCGUUGCCAGUUAGAGGUUGUGCUCCAAAUACAAAUUAUCCAUCACUCGGAUGGAUAUGAGUUGUAAAGUUUCCGUCAUGGUUAUUUUUAUCCAUCAUUAGUUGCUUGUGCAUUAUUUCUCCAUUGAAACGUGCCUGUGCUCACAGAUCUCUCUCUCCAACUCUCUCGCACGUACACACAUGCACACACACUGACAAACAAACAGCAGAGUAAAGCUGUGUAAAAAAAUGUUUUUUAUUUGUCAAAAAGUUGCUAACGCUGUCCUACCGGUGUUCUGCCGCUAUCCAGAAGAGAGAAACGAUCGUACUAAAAUUACCUCAGGAAUUAUAAAACAGCUCCUAUUUUAAACAUGCAAUUAUAUCUAAUAUAGUUGCCAAAAGGCCAUAGCCACGUUUUGAUGAUGAAUUACAGAGAAGUGCUGAUCUACAGAUGUCUUUUCCAAAGAUCCCUCAGUUAUAUUCAUGGUUUUUAUAGGGAUAUUGUUUGGUUCGUUGGUCCGUUGGGUCGGUUUGCAUUCUCACCACAAGCGAACCGCCCCAGUCCGAGACCGCUCGAUUGUUUUGGUGCGGAUCCGAGUGCGAUUGCCGUGUUCAUAUAUGAUUAAAUGAACUGAACCAAGGGAGAAAAAGCACCAGGUUCUGAAACAAACGCUCCAAACGAGCCAGGUGUGAAAACGCCCUUAAAUUUCAGUCUGGUCCUCAUACAAAGCUAUUGUAUGGCUUUAGAAGACUUAUAUAGUGUCAUACUAUUUUUAUGAUGCUUUUAUUGUGCUUUUUGUCCUUUUUGGAGCUUGACAGCCCCUAGUCUGCAUCCAUUUUCAUCAUAAUGAAGAGAGCAGCUUGGACAUUCUACUAAAUUUCUCUUUUGGUGUUCUACAAAAGAAAGAAAAUCAUACAGGUUUGGAACGACUUGAGGGUGAAUAAAUGAUGUCAGAAUUUUCAUCUUUGGCAGAACUAUCCCUUUAAACACAGCCUCAGGGAAGUGCUUAGUUAUACUGGAUUGAUAAGCUUUUUAAAAAUGAAUGAGAAGAAAGCCUGCCCUCCACCAUGCUCUUUAGUGCUGUCAUAGAGACCCAGAAUGCUCACUGCUAAACUCCGCUCUGAUUAGCAUUUAAAAGAGCCCUCUUUCUGAUGAGAAUCACACCGCGCCACUCUCACUGACUUUGAAGACCGAAAUGACUGCCAUCAGACAUCACACAAGUUCAUCGUAAUGCAGAUUGGCACGUAAUUUGAUUUGCUGCCUACGUUUGCAUGUUAACUAUGUUUUAGAUGAGGAAAGUCUAAUGCCCAUCUUAUUACUUGUCAGCUUGGCUCAUAAAAUAUUGGAGUGUGGAAUUCUGAUAUUUAUAGAUUUAGCACUGCCUCUGAGCUCGUUGCUAUGAUUAAGAAAGUGCCACAAAAAUCAUUACAAUAGAUUUAUCGUAUAAUGGAAUAAUAUAUCAAAGGUUGGAUGUCUUGAAGAACAUGUCAGAUGGGUCAUAUUUCACCUCAAAAAUCAAAAGAAAUUAUACAGUUGUUCGCACAAAGAAAAUGAAAACUGUUUUUGUACCAUUAAGAAUUUGUGUUGUGAAAAAUUAUUUUCAUGACCAUUUAAAACAUUCUCAUUAAUGUUUUACUUAGUGAGAUUUUUUUGUAUGAUUUAUUCUUAAAAUCAGAAUAAAUUAAAGGCAGUAAAACAAAUAUGAUGUAUAAAUACUUAACAAUUAAAUGUAUCUUUUUCUGCUUUACAGUAAUUAGAAUGAGAUUAAUUUGCAUUGCAGUAAUGAUAAUUGUAGGGGAAAUGGGUUUAAUUAUUGUAUAAUUUCACAAUGCAUAAUACCUUAAUGGUCCUAAAAAUAGGCUUCAUUUCUCGGCAAAAUAUAAAUAUACUAAAAUACUAUUCCAAAUAAUAUACAGUAUUUUUCGUUUGAUUUUGUGGUCAAAUAAAAACAUAUUGUUGACAUGUUCUUCACAAGUGUCAUGAGAUUCGUCCAAAAAAUUUGACUUGAAAUACUGAUAAACUGAUAAAGCCACUUAGAUUAGUGACGAAACGCCUUAAACAACAGAGAAACAUGUCCAGUUGACAAGAAUAACUAUACUAGACAUUUUGGUUGAAGUUGAAUAACUGAUAUAUAGGGUUACCAUGGUCAUGAAAAAUCUGGAAAUAUAAGGGAAAUAUAAAAUUUAGAUUUCUAGGCCUGGAAAAGUCAUGGAAAUUUCUAUAGUGAAUAUACACUCACUGAGCACUUUAUUAGGAACACCUGUACGCCUAAAUAUUCAUGCAAUUAUCUAAUCAGCCAAUCAUGUGGCAGCAGUGCACUGCAUAAAAUCAUGCAGAUACGGGUCAGGAGCUUCAGUUAAUGUUGACAUCAACCAUCAGAUUGGGAAAAAGGUGAUCUCAGUGAUUUCGACCAUGGCAUGAUUUUUGGUGCCAGGCGGGCUGGUUUGAGUAUUUCUGUAACUGCUGAUCUACUGGGACUUUCACACACAAAGGUCUCUAGAGUUUACUCAGAAUGGUGCCGAAAACAAGAAGCAUCCAGUAAGCAGCAGUUCUGUGGACGGAAACGCCUUGUUGAUGAGAGAGGUCAACAAAGAAUGGCCAGACUGGUUCAAGCUGACAGAAAGGCUACAGUAACUCAGAUAACCACUCUGUACAAUUGUAGUGAGCAGAAUAGCAUCUCAGAAUGCACAACAAGUUGAACCUUGUGGCAGAUGGACUACAACAGCAGAAGACCACGUCGGGCACUUUAUUAGCACCAUAGUGUUCCUAAUAAAGUGCUCAGUGAGUGUACAUUUUUCUGCCUAAAAAUAUCUCAGCUAGAUUUCGCUUUAGAGUAAAACUUGCAAGCCGUAGUAAAUUCUGAUUUGUGAACAAAUUGUUCUUGUGAGCCACUGAAUUUGUGAAAAUGGUACACAAAUCAGUCUGAACGAUUCGUAUUAUUAUUCAGCAUGAUCUCAUGACAUUUACGUGACAAUGGCAACAUUUUUGCAAACCAAAAUUACGUGCUUCAUUACACGCUUGGCUGCAGUUUUCGAGUGAAAUGUCCAGCAGGGGGUGCCAAAAGUGAGUGAAAUUAUGUUAAUAUGUUAAUUCUGGUAAUCAGACUAGGUUUUUAUGGUGAAUAUUAGAUGGAUGUUUUAAUGAGUAAAACCUCCCUAACCUAAAACUUCAACCUAAACACAACCAAGUGCCUUAAAAGAUAAAUGAGAGGUGAACAAAACAGACAUCCUUACCCCAAACCAAUGCCUAAACCUAGUGUUUUAAAAGCAAAUUCCACAUGAAAGCACUUUUACUGGAGCAACCACAUCAAUUUGUGUUGCUUCUAUGGCACUUUUGCUUCACUUUCACUCCAAGUGGUCCUUGGCUGGGCUUGAGGCUCGGUCUCCAUGUCCAAAGUUCAAGACUCUAUCAGGGGAGCUACCAUGGUAAUCAUGUUGGAAUAUGUGUGUAAAUGUAAGUGGUCUGUAAUACAAGCAUUAAAAUGUAGCGUUUUUCGAAUGAUGCAUUAGAGUAAAAGUGUUUUGAUAUCAUAACAUAGCAGGGUGUGGGUAAUAGAGUGAAAAAUACCAGUUUAUAAAAUCAUAAACAGCCAUAGUACCAGUGAUUUGUGUGUAAGUGAAAAAAACGCACAGUUGUUUUAGCACCUCUAGUGUUCAUUUCAUAAGGAAACUGCAGCAAAAUGUAGAAAGCGGCAUGUAAAACUCAGUUUGCAAAAAUGUAGUUGUAGUAACAUUUAUUCUAUGAGACUAGGUUGAGCAAAUUGGUCUGAAUCUAAAUGAUUUUCAGCAAUCUGAAAUUACUGAAAAGGUCAUGAAAAAGUCAAUUUCAUUGGUCAAAAAUGGUGGGAUAUACCUUAGAUGUACAAUUAAAUUAGUUUGAAUAGCAAAAUUGUGCACAGGAAAUAAACAUACAGGGAUGCUUACAUGUUGCACUACUUGGAGGAAUAGAUUUGAGAUUAAAUAUAUACAGUAUUUGUUUACCCCUAAAAGGGACAUUUUAUUGUUUGAGGAACACGUUUUCUUUUAUUAAUUAUAUUAUUACCGCUGUAAACUUCAAGAACCCUCCCUUUCCAUAUGUGGAUUGUUCUAGUUGCACAGUUAUCAAGGGAACAGCUUUAUAUCUGUAAACAACACACCCACUUUUGUAAAACCGCUUCAUAGUUUUUUCUUUUCUUUUUUUCUAUGUUUUCUGAGGGAAAUAAACAGAAUAAAUUAUAGGAUGCCAUAGCAAACUACAGAGUAAAAACCAAAACCAGAGAGUUUGACAAAGUGGUUAGGAAUGCAAAGAAUAAAAACAAACAGUCCAACAGUUAUGGUUGUAAGAUCCAGUUUCCAAGAAUAAGGUACAAAAUAGGGCCUGAAAUUCUUUAGAAAUUAAGUAAUUUAUUUUUCAACAAUUAAAGAAGAAAAUGUCAUUGUCAACCUCAGGCAGGUCAAGCUAAGUAUUAUGAGUGGAUUUAUUUUCUAUUUAACUCUUGCAACCCUGUUACCAAAAUUCCGGACAUGUUUGGAUAGAAUUUAAAUCUCUUUUUGUGAUUUUUAUUUGUGUGAUUGUAAUAGAUUUUUAAAAGGUGACAAGGUUGUAAAUAUAGCCUAAAUUAAGCUCUCAUUUAGUUUGGGCUUACUAGUUUGGGACCAAAUGUUGGUUUUUAAUGAUUGAUAAUAUUUCCCAUAAAUUAAAGACAUUUAUUCUUGCAAUACCUUGAUAACAGGGUUGAAUGUUUGCACUUGACGAAUGCAGUCAACACAAAUAUUUGUGUAAAAAUUAAGGGAAGGGGGUGUUUAAAACAGGAUACUUUUCAUGCUACAAUAAUUCUAUGUUAGUUAGUUUAUCUAACAUAUCUAAUAGUUCAAAAUAGCUCACAACAUGGUAUAAAAACAUGGGAUUUGUGCCUAAUGCAUUAAGAAAAAUGUGACUGGACACCAAAGUGUACCUUAUUAGUGGAAAGUGCUAACUAAGAACAUUUAUUAACAUGUAUUUUUGUCAGACUUUAGUUUUUUUUUAAGUGUUGCACGUUUUGCCAUAACACCGGAAGUAAUGAUGCUAUGGGUAUUGGAGUUUGUAAUGUUUUGUCAUAUGUCAUUUGUACAGUAAUAUGUUUGUGUUAUUUUUAAACUCAGUUCAAGAAUCCUAAUAUUCCUUUUUAAACAUCUUUUAAUUGCAGUGGCUGUUUGACAUGGUUUGCAAUUGCAUUUUAUUUUCUGGUAAAUAAAUGAACUGGUAAAUUCAA